AUGACUAUGAAUCGAAACUUAGGCUUUUUAUUCAUUUUUUUGGCUGUACUUUCAAUUGUUAAUGGUAGAAUUAAAUUCGAGUCAUGCGAAUAUCCGAUUAAACACACCAUAAUCGAUAAAAUAAUAAUUAUCCCUAAUCCGCCAGUUUUAGUAGCUUUUUCUAAAAAUGGACAAACUAACAUUCAGAGCAUAAAUAUUUGUAGCGAUGAUGGUAAAACUAUAUGUCCAACUAAAAAAUAUGUUAUAUACUCUGAAAUUACACCUUCUCUAGACUUAGAAAAACCUUAUAUACUUGGGGCUACAAUUGCUGAUUCUAAUAACGAACAAAUAGCUUGUGGCUU
Molecule: messenger RNA, 341 nt
Organism: Dentiscutata erythropus
Lineage: Eukaryota; Fungi; Glomeromycota; Glomeromycetes; Diversisporales; Gigasporaceae
Source: the annotation of a GenBank genome assembly